Neltuma alba is the source of this 843-nucleotide messenger RNA. Its product is annotated as Golgi to ER traffic protein 4 homolog. Gene Ontology annotation, cellular component: cytosol. Bases 178 to 843 code for a protein of 221 amino acids. Gene Ontology annotation, molecular function: protein binding. The transcript has 9 exons. Lineage: Eukaryota; Viridiplantae; Streptophyta; Magnoliopsida; Fabales; Fabaceae. Gene Ontology annotation, biological process: protein insertion into ER membrane. The record is from RefSeq and is a predicted model, not a curated record.
AAAUUCCGGCGGCUGAUUUUGUAGUUUCUUUUCUAUCUGGAUGGGAAUUGUUGGUGAUAGAUUGGAAGACUCGCCAUUUCGCCGCUAAAAUUCUCCCGGUAGUCCACGUCGAUUGCGACCGAGAUCGCUGCCAUUGUAGAAGACUAGAAGAGACUGACUAAAAUUCCGGAAAUCCACAUGUCGCGUGAGAGACUCAAAAGAGGCGCGCUUCCUCCGGCCCAAGAGAAUAUUGAUAAGUUGCAGAAAGUUGUAAAUGAGGGAAAUUAUUAUGGAGCUCAACAAAUGUACAAGUCUGUCAGUGUCAGGUAUGUAUCUGCUCAGAGAUAUUCUGAAGCACUAGAUCUCCUACAAUCAGGAGCAUGCAUUCAAUUGGCACAUGGACAGGUCACCUGUGGGGCUGAGCUUGCUUUAUUAUUUGUAGAGACACUCGUGAAAGCAAAAGUUCCUUAUGAUAAUGAAACUCUUGAACGCCUUGAGAAGAUCUACAAAGCUUUUCCUCGGGUUCCACUUCCACAAAACUUGAGAGUUGAUGAUGACAUGCAACAGAUUUCUGAAGCCCUUGGAGCUGCAAAAACACGUGUGGAGGGCUGCUCCUCAUUCUUAAAAGCUGCUAUCAGAUGGUCCGCAGAGUUUGGAGCAAAUAAUUAUGGAUCUCCAGAAUUGCACAUUAUGCUAGCUGAAUACAUUUAUUAUGAAUCACCUGAGGUGGAUAUGGCUAGAGUAACGAACCAUUUCGUGAGAGGAAAUAAUCCAAAGAAGUUUGCUUCCAUUCUUGUUGAUUUUAUGGGCAAGCGUUAUCCAGGUGAAGAUGACUUGGCCAUCGCUAGGGCAGUUUUAAGGUAA